AUGGAUUCGAAGUGGCUUUUGAGUGCCAUCGUGCUUGCGACAGUUCAAAUAGCAGUUACUCAAACUAACCGUUGUGAAAACCUCCCGGACGGUAGAUUUAUAAAUGAUUUUACUGCGUGUGAUGGUUUCUUUACAUGCUUCAGAGGUGAACCAUUUCCUGGAACGUGUCCAGAAGGCUAUUUUUUUAAUGAAGAGGAGCAACUGUGUGACUUCGAUUGGCGGGUAAAGUGUUUGCUCUGUCCAGAUGAUCCCGCAGCACCGCCAACGUUGGAGCCAAUCGAAGGAAAUUGCGAAUUUUACGCGUUAUGCUUCCAAGGAAUCGGUUCGUUGCGUGAAUGUGCCGAUGGGACAUUGUUCGACCGAGUGCUGGGAGCAUGUGCUGUGGCAGAUACCGUCGACUGUGAGGCGUCUGUAUGUCCCAGCAACAUUAACCCAGAGACACCAGUGCUGGUACCAGAUCCAGCGGAUUGUUCGAGCUAUUUCAUCUGCUUGAGAGGUGAAGCCACUCCAGCACAGUGUGCGCCCACGUUACUCUUCAAUCCCGAAACACGGCGAUGUGAUUUAGAGGAAAAUGUGGAAUGUAUCGAAGGCGCUCCAUCUCCCACAUCGUGUCCUGCAACUGGUCUUCAUCUGAUUGGAAAUCCGGCAGAUUGUGUAUCUUACUUUGUUUGUCUGGAUGGUGUCCAGAGUGAUUCACCCAUAAAUUGUGCUCCGAACUUGAUCUUCGACAAAACAACAGCACAAUGUCAAUUACCGGACGAAAAUUCAGAAUGCGCCGACGGAUCAUCGCCUCUUCCAGAUCCGGUAGCACUCAAAGUGGCCACCGCAUAAUCGUGAGCCAAUCUGAUCGAUAGAUGGCGCAUAUACUAUGAAAGUGUUGAAGAAAACCAGUUUCUGACUCGAAUUACCGUUAAGCUACGUAUUGACUGUACUAGCAAGUACUCAAUUUUGAUUGCCUAUUUAUGAAAGAUUCAAUAAAAC
Messenger RNA from Anopheles aquasalis, 981 nucleotides. RefSeq names its product peritrophin-1-like. Gene Ontology annotation, cellular component: extracellular region. Lineage: Eukaryota; Metazoa; Arthropoda; Insecta; Diptera; Culicidae. The record is from RefSeq and is a predicted model, not a curated record. Gene Ontology annotation, molecular function: chitin binding.